Meloidogyne enterolobii is the source of this 1725-nucleotide messenger RNA. The record is from the annotation of a GenBank genome assembly. NCBI's taxonomy places the organism in Eukaryota, Metazoa, Nematoda, Chromadorea, Rhabditida, Meloidogynidae.
UUAAUUUUUAUUUUUUUUAUUUUGAUUAUUUACAUCCAACAUAUCGAGUUGUUUUGUUGUCCCUUCAUUUAAUUUCUGUUUUUAUUCAAAUUAUUCGACCAUUUCUUGGUUAUUUGGGGAAUUUAAAAGAAAAAAUGCCAGAAUUGUCCGGUUUUUGGAUUUUAACAGCUCUUCUACAUAUACCUUCACAACUAUUUUUGGGUCUAAAUCCAGAUAUUUGGCAAUUACCUUUAGAAAAAUACACAAUUUUAUUAGAAAUUAUUUUUUCUUUUAUUGAGGUAAGAAAAAAAUAAUUUUAAAUUUAAAAAAAAAGUUGUUUACUUCAACUAUUUUACUUCGUAAAUUAUCUCAACUUCAAAUUGAAAGAUUUAAAAGAGCAGCAACUUUAGCCAUUCAAAAUGAACAAAAAUUGGAAGAAAAACAAAAUGAAAAUAAAGAAAAAUAUUAAAAAUAUUUUUAAUUUACUUAAUUAUAUUUUGUGGAUAUUUUUAAUAAAAUUUCAGUUAAAAUAAUACAGACUGAGAAUACCAAAUACAUAUUUAUGUACAAUUUCUGGUAAAACCAAUCGAAUUAUUACACCCUCCUCACCCCCCCCCCCAUUUACUCGUUUUCUCCAUUCUCGAUAAUAUUAAUGAGGUACAUAGUUUUAAUCAGGGGUCGAUCGGAAUUCCAAUUUGUGGCACUUUCUUCAUUUCCGAUCGACCUUUGGUUGCAAUAAAAAAAAUUUAAAAUAAAUUAUUUACAAAUUAAUUAUUUAAACUUUGGGAAGUAAAAUUUUAUUUUUUAUUUAUGUAGACAAAUAAAAUAAUUUUUUAAAAGAAACAACUGUCGGCUGUCCUUUUUUCAAUAAAAUCCGGUCAUUUAAAGAAAAAUAAAAAGAGUUUUAAAAAAUCUUUUCCUCCUCAUCUGCUUUUUACUUUUUCUUCCAAAUCACUUUUUGCUAUAAUAAUCCACAAAAUAGUUUUUAUGGAUUUUUGAAUGAUUUUCUUCAUUUUUUUAGUUUUUUUUAAAGAAAUGAGUUUUCGAAAUCGGCGUAAAAGUUCUGGGCCAAGUUCUAAUUUUAUGUCAAUUCGACGCCGUUCAAGUGCAACACAAAGAGAUUUUGAAAUUUUGAUGUUUCAAAAAAAACAAAGAUUUCCUGAUUGGUUAUUGAUAAUUAUAAUGCUUGGAGGGCCUGUUUGUUUAAUUCUUUUUAGUUUAGAAAUAUCAUCAAAUAAUUAUAAUAUUGAGUUAUUUUCACUUUCUGGGCCUUUAAUUGUUUUAUUAGUUUCUCAACUUCAACUUUUCUUUUUAUGGCAUAUCCCAGCAAAAGAAUUAAUUCAACUUACCGAAGAAGAUCCCCCACAACCAAUUAAACAUAAAAAUACUUCUUUCGAAUCUUGUAUUUUAAUUUGUUUAAUUUAUUUGUUUGGGGCUCUUUUAAAUUUAUAUCCAGGAGAAUUAGUAUUUAUUCAUUGGACAUCAAUUUUGGCUUCUUUAAGCAUUUUUUGUGUUUUACUUUUAUUAUUAAUUUUUCUUUUUCUUCCAUCCCAAGAAGAUCAACGUUUUGAUUUUUCUGUAAUUUCACAAAUAUUUUAUGGUCGCCAACUUCGACCUGUUUUGUUAACUGUUGAUUUAAAAGCUUUUAUUACUUGUAGAAUUGGGUUUACAUUUUGGGCAUUAUAUUUAAUUUCUUCAAUUUUUGAAUAUCAAAAACUUUAUCCAAAUGAAAAACCUUCAUGUUAG